Molecule: messenger RNA, 858 nt
Organism: Coniosporium apollinis CBS 100218
Lineage: Eukaryota; Fungi; Ascomycota; Dothideomycetes
Exons: 2
Coding region: 1-858 (285 amino acids)
Biological process (GO): TOR signaling
Cellular component (GO): cytosol
Source: RefSeq, a predicted model, not a curated record
AUGGCCAGUCCAGCAGUACCCCUACCGAACCCGACCAACCCACCACUUCCUUCAGAUGCUCCCUCCAAUGACAACACCAUAACUCAAGCCGGUUUCAAGGUCACCACGCGCAAGCUACCUAUCUUGAAGGCGGGGCCCAUAGAAGAGAUGACUGAAAAGCUUGGGAUUGCGCCCCCCGAAAUGAUAUUUGGCGAUAACCUGGCGCGAAUCGAACACCCAGCCAGCGGAUGGAGUAUCGAGUUCAAUGCCUUCGACGCUCUAGAUCGCGUAGACAAGACCGGGGACAGCAUGCUGAAAGUGUCAUAUUCGAAGGAGUGGCAGCAGAAUAGACAGCACCACUCCUCAGACAUAAAAGAAGUUAUUAAGCCCUUCGACUGGUCUUACUCCACAGACCACGCGGGCAGCACCGAGUCCCUUGCCUCGAAUCUACUUCAAUUCGAACCAACAACUACGCCUAUCCCCCUUGAGCUCCUCAAGCGACCGGACCCGAUCUUGUUCUUCGAUGAGGUGAUGCUCUAUGAAGAUGAGCUCGCAGACAAUGGCAUCGCGAUGCUAUCGUGCAAGAUCCGCGUCAUGCCUGCGCGCUUGCUGCUCCUCUCGCGCUUCUUCCUGCGUCUUGACGAUGUGAUCUUUCGGAUUAGAGAUACGAGAGUGUUUGUGGAGUUCAAGACGGGCGAGGUCAUCAGGGAGUACACCGCGCGAGAGGAGAAGUAUGACGAGGUCAAGCGGAAGAUGAAGUUGCGGGGCGAGAAAGAGGCGGAUAUCCCGGCGCUGAUGAGGGAUGCGAAUCGGCUGGCAGGAAUGUUGCCGGUUGUAGAGCAGAGGUUGGAGAGGCUGGAGUUGCAUAAGGCGCCAUGA